Messenger RNA from Monopterus albus (swamp eel), 4291 nucleotides. RefSeq names its product apoptosis resistant E3 ubiquitin protein ligase 1 (gene arel1). The coding region runs from base 754 to 3543 and encodes 929 amino acids. The record is from RefSeq and is a predicted model, not a curated record. The transcript has 20 exons. Gene Ontology annotation, cellular component: cytosol; cytoplasm. Gene Ontology annotation, molecular function: ubiquitin protein ligase activity. Gene Ontology annotation, biological process: ubiquitin-dependent protein catabolic process; negative regulation of apoptotic process; protein polyubiquitination. NCBI's taxonomy places the organism in Eukaryota, Metazoa, Chordata, Actinopteri, Synbranchiformes, Synbranchidae.
ACAAAUUAAAAGACACUUUUUUUCCCCCCACAUUUGUAGUUUUGCUUUGGGUCGUUGUGUUCUUGCAAGCUGUGUCUUGUGAACGCGUCAUGAUAGCCACCGUAGGUUGGCGACGAGUUUUCUGAAAUUGUUGGCUAACUUGGCUAGCGGUUAUCAUUGUGCUGUCUUUCGCUAGUCAACUUAUGCCGCAGUAGCAGGUUGCCAGACUGAUGCUAACAGUUGUUAUCCUCUAGCUUUAGCCCUCAAGUUGGCAAUAUACUGGCGAUAAUCGAUGCUGUUGCAGUUAGCCUGUUUGUGUUCCACUCCCAGAGUUUUCUGUGUUUUUUGAGACGUAAUUCAAGCAACUGUCCGGUGAACUUUAUUAAAGCUCUUCGGACAGGUCAUUUAGCUCUCUGGUUGUUGAUGACAGUGCCAGUGAAUGAUAACGUUUGACACCUAAGCUAGCACCUCUAGGGCGCUCAUUAUUGUGUACCAUUUCCAUCAUCCGGAUUCGUGGGAUCUGAUGGGAUUUAUAGUGUAACUGUAAUCGGCCAUGUUACUUUGACUCUGAUCGUUUGUCCUAGCCAACAGAGGCUGGUGAUGGCAUUAUGACCUUUUAACCAAGUUGUUUAUACACAUGUCAGGGCCGUGGGUUGUAUGGAAUAUUAUUUCCUAUCAGACAUCCUAUCUCUAAGGAGACUUGACUGGACCCCUGUGCAUCACCGUGUUCCUUUGAGCUUAGAGUUGUCUGAGUGAAGGCUGAACGAUGGUCUGAUGGACCGCCGCUUCUUCCUGACCUUCAUCUUCUGCUCAGUGUUGUGGAUCUUCUUCUGGGAAGUGCGCUGGAAGAAAGGCAAAGAAAGCCAAAUUGAGCAAUGGCUCCAAGGACAUAGCCUCUAUCAAUAUAGGCACUUGUUUGAAGAUGUACAGACGCUGGAGGAACUGAGUCUGAGUGUACUGAGUCGCCUGGAAGAGGUGGUGAAGGAACAGGAGCACUGGAGGGAAAUUGCAGAGGCCCACAUCCAGCUGCUCCGAGACUUUGCCUUCCAGGAGUGGCUUUGCUCCCAGAACCUGGAGCACUAUUACCAUACGCUGAAAACCUUGGGCUGUAUGAAUCUGGAUGAUCUAUCUGAGUUUGACAGUCAGCUGCAGCUAUCUCUCGCUGCCUGGGGCUACUACUACGAAGACUACAUUAAACUGUCUACAGGCAUCAAGAUCCUACAGACCUCCAGGAGUCGUCGUGACCAGGCCUACGAGAACCGGCUGGUGCACAGCUUUGCUGAGAGGCAUCUGAAUGAGAAGUGGUCAUUCGCGGGAGCGCUCAUAUUUGGCUGUACUGUGGCGCUGUGCUUCUUGAUAAGAGACCUCAUGUUUUACGUGAUUGGUGGAAUUACUGUUUCCAUCAUAGCCUUUGUCUUUACCAUCAAGUUCCUCUGUGAGCUUGCAGCAAGAGUGGUCAGCUUCCUGCAGAAUGAGGAUCCAGGGCGACGCGGUGACCGCAGCAUCUACGACUAUGUCCGGGGCAACUACCUGGACCCACGUUCUUGCAAGGUGUCAUGGGACUGGAAGGAACCCCAGGAAGUGGGACAGACUAUGAGCUUCAGAGUCCAGCUUUUUUAUAAGAAUGGCCAGCCUUUCCCAGCCCAUCGACCUGUGGGACUGAGAGUCAAUAUCACCCACAUUGAACUGGCUCUUGACAUCCCUGUUACACAGGAGGUUCUGCAAGAACCAGAGUCAAACGUAGUCAAAGUGGCCUUCACAGUGCGCAAAGCUGGACGCUAUGAAGUCGCUGUCAAGCUGGGUGGCCUUAAUGUGGCCUACAGCCCUUAUUACAAGAUUUUUCAGCCAGGCACAGUUGUCCCAUCCAAAACCAAGAUAGCCUACCACUUCUCCACCUUGGUGCUAACUAUUGGCCAGCAGCACACUUUGCAGAUUGAACCCAGGGACGAAUAUGGAAACCCCACCAGUAACUCUACAUCUCUCACAGAUGAAGCCAACUAUAGUGUCCAUGUGCACUCUCUGGGCACAGUGGAUGACGAUAGUAUGGAGGAAUAUUACAGUAAGUCUGUUUCACUCAACAAACAGCAGUGCCAGGUCCUACUGAGACUCAUCCUGAGGAAGGCUGGCUGUUUCAGGGCUCGCAUCUCCUACAAGGACCAGCCACUCAGCAACGGGGAAUUUGACAUUAUUGUUCUCAGCGAGAAUGAGAAGACCUGUGUGGAGAAGAACGUGUCCACUCCAGGCAUAAGUAUCUACUUUGAGGCAUACCUUUACAGCAGUGGAAACUACAGCAACUCCUCAUGGCAAUUACCUGCCUCAUCUUUGCUGGCUCCUCAGCGGAGGCCCUCCAUGGGAGAAGAGGAAGAUGAGCAUGACUCUCCUGUGGAGGGACAACCUGAGAAGUUCAAGAAACCAAAAAAGGUCUACUGUUACAUAUCGCCAAAGCAACUAUCCGUGAAGGAGUUCUACCUGAAAAUUAUUCCGUGGCGCCUUUUCACCUUUCGAGUAUGUCCAGGAACGAAGUUUACCUAUCACGGUCCUGACCCAGUGCACAAGUACCUAACUCUAGUAGUGGAUGAUGGAAUACAGCCUCCCGUGGAGCUCAGCUGCAAAGACAGGAACAUCAUGGCUGCCACCUUCAUUCGCUUCCUCCACAAGAACAUUGGUGGCUCUGAAACAUUUCAAGACAAGGUGAACUUCUUUCAACGUGAACUCAGGCACAUCCACUCAAAGAGACCUCGCACAAAGACCUGCCUGAAGGUCACUCGGCACUCCAUUCUAGAAUCUUCCCUGAAGGCUACAAAGAACUUCUCAGUGUCAGACUGGAGUAAGAAUUUUGAGGUUGUGUUUCAGGAUGAGGAAGCUCUAGACUGGGGAGGGCCUCGCAGGGAGUGGUUUGAGCUGAUUUGUAAGACGCUCUUUGAAACCUCCAAUCAGCUGUUCACCCGCUUCAGCGACAAUAACCAGGGUCUUGUAAGUUAUUCUUCUGAACCACUUUUAACAAAUGUGGUGGAGCUGAUAUCAGGGGGAGCUCAGAUUGCUGUUACAAAUGAAAACAAGAUGCAUUAUCUCAACCUCCUGGCCCAAUACAGGUUGGCCGGCCAGGUGAGAGAUGAGGUGGAACACUUCCUGAAAGGUUUGAAUGAGCUGGUUCCAGAAAACCUGCUAGCCAUAUUUGAUGAGAAUGAGUUGGAGCUGCUGAUGUGUGGCACCGGUGAUAUAAACGUACAGGACUUCAAGGCUCAUGCUGUGAUUGUUGGCGGGUCGUGGCACUUCAGGGAAAAAGUGAUGAAGUGGUUCUGGGCUGUGGUGUCCAGCUUCACCCAGGAGGAGCUGGCUCGUCUGCUGCAGUUCACCACCGGCUCUUCUCAGCUUCCACCUGGGGGAUUCAACACCCUUUGCCCCUCCUUCCAGAUCAUUGCUGCCCCCACACACAGCACCUUGCCCACUGCACACACCUGCUUUAACCAGCUGUGCCUCCCUACCUAUGACUCCUACGAGGAGCUGCACAAGAUGCUGAAGCUGGCUAUCAGUGAGGGCAGCGAAGGCUUCGGCAUGCUCUGACUCUACCACCAUGACUCUUGACUUUGCUCGAAUAAGAGGAGACCAAAAGUGGCCACUCCAGUGAACCAUCGUUCAUCUCCAUUUAACAUUUGGGUUUCUUGUCAAAGAAUCCUUAUAAAUACUCUCUUGGGAUGAGAAUGCAUUACAGGAACUCCUCAAAGGCUGAAGUGGAAUCAGGACAAGGCUACUCUAUGUAUAUACAAUAUCUUGCUUUUGUUAAAAAAAAAGAAACCAUGGACUGCAGUGGAAGGUGAGGUUUUUUUUUGCUAAUUUUACUUCUUAAUGCUGAAAGCUAGCUUAGUUUUACAUGUUUGAAAGACAUGAUUCUUGAGCAAAGGCCUUGAGUAUUACUGUAUAACUGCUUCUUUUGCAUUUUGCAAACUGAGGAACACAAGUGCAACAGCAGCCUACAUGCAGUGUGGUUAAUUUGUACAGCGCUUUGGCCUUAAUCGAUCAGGGACUGAUGUGUGUAUGUAAAUAUAUAACAUCAAUCUUUCAAUUCAUACUAGUGUGUAUACAUAGUUUUUCAUCUUGUUAAUUUUUUUAUUUGACAUUUAAGGAGAAGGGAUUUCUUUCUUGUUGUACACCUGAUGUGUUGAGACUUUAUAUAAUUUAUAUAAGCUUUUUUUCUGUCAGAGAUGAAUGGUUUUUAAAAGAAGCCAAGUAAUUUCUAUCGUUUAUACAUGUUUUUAACUUAUUGUCUCUUGAAAAAUGUAUUUGCAUAGACCCAUACUGGUGACACUAUGUU